Messenger RNA from Penicillium manginii, 1023 nucleotides. RefSeq names its product telomere length and silencing 1 family protein. Gene Ontology annotation, cellular component: spliceosomal complex. The record is from RefSeq and is a predicted model, not a curated record. The transcript has 3 exons. Lineage: Eukaryota; Fungi; Ascomycota; Eurotiomycetes; Eurotiales; Aspergillaceae. The coding region runs from base 1 to 1023 and encodes 340 amino acids. Gene Ontology annotation, biological process: mRNA splicing, via spliceosome.
AUGGAGGACGUCGAUAUUGCGCCAGAAUCUCUCUUUCGCCCUGCGAAGCGACGCAAGUUCAUCCGACGCCGACAAGAUGAAGACGAAGAGACAGAGACCAGUCGCGACACAACAACCACCACUAGUACAACAGACCAGAGACAUAUAGCAGAUGGCCAGUCCAAGCUAGAAGACGACGAGGAAUCCACACAAUCUACUGGCGUCGUCCGUUUGCGACGCCCCAAUCCUGCUCGAAAAGGAGGAAUUGGAUUCUCCGCCACAUCGCGACCCGGCCAAAAUGCAAACCGACAAUCUUCUGCCCUGGUGCCAGGGAGGGACUCCGAAAAAGAGAGCAUACGCGACAUGACGGAGCGAUUUACGGGCAAUGCUGGCCAGACGGUGGACGUAGAUAGGCACAUGAUGGCCUAUAUAGAUUCCGAAAUGGCUAAACGAUACCGACACAGCCCGUUACCAGAGAACGAGGAACAACAAAAUCAAUCAGUCUCGCAGCACUCCGAGAAACCGACAGGAGCAGGAGCAGGAGCAGGACAACCGGAGCGCGAACCCGCUUCACUGGGCAGAUUACACGAAAUCGACCUCGGCCAAGAGGCCAAGCUGCGCAACAUUGAGCGCACCGAAGCAGCAACACGAGGCUUCGCCUCCGGUGAAUCACAACCAGAUCGCGAUCGACCCGGUCCAGCAGAAGACUCCAAGUCCCGACGAAAUCGCAAAGGACGGACCAGCGCCGAUAUCGAACGAGACCGGCUCGUGGAGGAGGUGUUACGUGAGAGCAAGCUGGACGUCUACGACGAGCCCGAAGAGGAACUAAAUCUCGACGACCAAGCCGCCGACGACCGGAUCGCAGAGCAAUUCCGGCGCGACUUUAUGGAUGCGAUCCAGUCGAGGCGCCGGGCUCGCACGAAUACAAAGCCAGCGACUACCAGUGGUGGCACUGGUAGUAAGGUGGAACCGCCCAAGGGACCAAAGCUUGGGGGUAGUCGGAGUGCGAGAGCUGCGAUGCGCGAGAUGCAGAGUAAAAAGUGA